Molecule: messenger RNA, 1211 nt
Organism: Nicotiana tabacum (common tobacco)
Lineage: Eukaryota; Viridiplantae; Streptophyta; Magnoliopsida; Solanales; Solanaceae
Source: RefSeq, a predicted model, not a curated record
AUGCUCAACUCGUGCCAAGAUUUCAAGAUGGUUCCAAGAAACUUAUCCACAAUUAAAAAAACAAAACCCCAAAACGAGCCUUAUUUACUAUAAAUAUUGUUUCUAAUUAUUUGGUUGUUAGAUCUGAUUAUAUACUACUACUAUAUAAUAGGAGUAGGAAGAAACAGAACCCCAAAGCUUACAACAAGUCACAAAGACAACAGAAAAACAAAAGGCAAAAAUGGGGAAUACUCUAGGUGGAAAAAAGACAACAAAAGUGAUGAAAAUCGAUGGACAAACCAUGAAAUUCAAGACACCAAUUUAUGCAAACGAGGUUCUAAGAAAUUAUCCUACUAUGGUAUUAUUAGAAUCCGAAUCAGUGAAGCAUUUUGGGGUCAGAGCAAAGCCAUUGGAACCACAACAAGAGUUGAAACCCAAAAGGCUCUAUUUCCUAGUUGAGUUACCUAAGUAUCCCGAAGAGAAAACCCCGAGGAGGGUCCGUUCAGGGAUCCAAAUGAGCGCUAAAGAUAGGCUCGAAACCCUAAUGUUAGCUCGGAGAUCUGUGUCUGACUUGUCAAUCUUGAAGCCUCCCAGUAUUAUGACUGAAGAGUCGUCAUAUCAUAAUAACUAUGCUUCAGGCUCAGUGCUUAAUAAUAGUAAGACGGAGAACGGUGGUGGGACCGUGAGGGUAAAGUUGAGGUUGCCUAGAGCUGAGGUGGAGAAACUAAUGAUGGAGAGUAAAGAAGAAGGAGAUGUUGCCGAGAAAAUUAUGCGACUUUGCUUGGUCAACAAUGGUGGUGGUGGCGGUGGUGGUGGAAGAGACAUGUUUCAGAAUAAAAGUGGUCCGUUGUUGAAAGAACAAAGUAAUUGGAAGAAUAACAAUGGAGGAAUAAUUAAGAAAGGAAUCAGAUCUCGAGAGAAACGUGUAGGAUUCUUGCCAAUUACAGAAGGGGAGAUUCAAUUAGCAGUGGCUUCUUAACAAAUUAAAGAGGAGAAAAAUAAAUCCAUUUAUUAUAUUUCUCUCUUUUGUAGUGUACAAGUACUCCUCUCCGAAUUCCCAGGCAGACUUUCUCAGAUAUUUACUACUAUUAUGUAUUAGUCUUUUAUUUAUGUAUAGUAAAAUCAGGAAGCUGAGAAUUAUAUGCCGUUUGUGAAUUAUGUGAGAGACAGCUUACAAUAUAUUCCUGUUUUUUUAUAUAAAACUAUGGUGUGCGCACAUUAUAUUACUGUUA